This is a messenger RNA of Ilyonectria robusta, 1363 nucleotides long. RefSeq lists its product as uncharacterized. Lineage: Eukaryota; Fungi; Ascomycota; Sordariomycetes; Hypocreales; Nectriaceae. The transcript has a single exon. The record is from RefSeq and is a predicted model, not a curated record. Bases 61 to 1110 code for a protein of 349 amino acids.
CCCAACAGCACGAUUCUUCUUAUCCUACUCACCCCUUACUGUCUUCCAUUGAAUCAAAAAAUGGAAACAUCCGCGUCAAUAUCUCAAUAUGCGGAUCAUAAUCCCUACCCCGUUGGCCAAAUUCUACGCCUGAAAGCCGCUCUCAACAACUCGACACCUGGAGACUACUCAGAGCUGCUAGUACGAGUGAAGCGGCAAAAUCGGCCAUGGACACUCUCUUGUGGCAUGGUUGUCGAGAAUUUGGAAGACGUGAGCGACUCAGAUGAUGACCGAGGCCUACAACAGGGUCAAGGGCUUGGAAACGACCGGGAGGCAUUCCUGAAGAUUUUCGACAGGAGAUACGCGCAACAACUCCGAGAUGAUAAUGGUAUCGAAGAAUGGUCGAAUCUUAUCGAGCAAGAAUUUUUGGAUGGUAUACGAUCUGGGAAGAUGGAUGACUUCCUACGCAAACUUCGCUCCGACAAGCAAUUUCAACAAGACACCGAGGAUGACUGGGACGCAGCUGAGAACGAGGCCUUUCUGUGGGACGAGGUGUCAAAGUGUUUCAAAUCAGAGGUUGCAGCAUAUUCCGUCCUAACAAAAUACCAAGGAGAGUUGAUUCCUCGUCUUCUUGCCGAAAUAGCUCUCGAUAUCUCCCCGCCUGAUCCAGCCCUCGGCGCACAACAACAAGAGCUAUCUCGGGUUAAGGGCAUCCUUCUCGAGUAUCUUCCAGGCUUUUCUCUGUCUUCAAUUACGCAACGUGCUCCCCAGGCGGCAUGGCAGAAUAUUGUCGACCAAGCAAUUAAGAUAGUUCACGUUUUAGGUGACAACAACAUUCUCAACACAGAUGUUCGUCCCGACAAUUUUGUGGUAGUUCCCAAGCGGAGAAUAGCGCAGGUUAUGGAUGAGGAAAAUAGUGCAGAAUACCGGGUUUUCAUGAUCGACUUUGGUCAAUGCAGGCUCCGCAGAGAGGAUGAGUCGGAUGCGGAGUGGGGGCGGGCGAAAUGGAUUCAGGAUGAAGAAGGUGCUGUCGGAGCCGUGAUGAGAAUGAUGCUGGGAAAGAUUGGCUUUGAGCUUGAUUACCGGCCGUCUUGGAGGUAUUUGGAAUGGGCACCUGGGGAGGAUGAUUGAUGAGGGUUGCAAUAAGGAAUAGAAAAUUCCUUCCUGUGGAGUCCAUCCGUUUGCAUCCUAUCAUAACAUCGGGGAUCUUUAGGUGCCGAAGUGAAGAUACCAAGAUAUCUUCGCUGGAGAUUCCCUACCUGCUGAUGGAGAAACGAUCACUCUCAUCUUCGCUGGUGCAUCUUCAAAUCCAAUAUCAUAUUGCACACGCAUCGCACUACGGUUUAUUGCUCGAUUUUGACGUUCGUUAUAACACUAGUGAUCU